Papilio xuthus (Asian swallowtail) is the source of this 1219-nucleotide messenger RNA. It is a transcript of the gene Sgf11, whose product is annotated as SAGA associated factor 11kDa. The coding region runs from base 116 to 1054 and encodes 312 amino acids. Gene Ontology annotation, biological process: positive regulation of DNA-templated transcription; regulation of transcription by RNA polymerase II. Gene Ontology annotation, molecular function: transcription coactivator activity. The record is from RefSeq and is a predicted model, not a curated record. NCBI's taxonomy places the organism in Eukaryota, Metazoa, Arthropoda, Insecta, Lepidoptera, Papilionidae. The transcript has 4 exons. Gene Ontology annotation, cellular component: DUBm complex; SAGA complex.
GGUCCUGAGAUUCAGUCAGCUGUGUUUAUGAUUUCUGCUAAAUUAUAUCGAGGCUUGGUAGUAAAUUGGCAGAAUCGAGUUAAUUUCCAAAGAAAUAUACUUUUAUUGAUUUAAAAUGACGAAAAUAGUAAGUGAACUAAGUAUGAACGAUCUUAAUAUAAAGUUCUUUGAAAUAAUGCAAAACGAGAAUAAUGCAGAGGAAGCGGCCAGUUUUAUUUUUGAUAGUGUUUGUGACGAUGUUACUUUGGGUUUUGUGUUUGAGUUUCAUCACGGUCUUAAGACUGGUCUAACAGAUUUAAUUGAGGGAGAAAAAGAGGAAGAUGACAGCUUUAAAAUAGUGAAUUCACCAGAAUGCGAUGUCUUUGGCCUAUCUGUAUUAAAAAAGACCCAGGAUACAAACUGUGUUUGCCCAAACUGCGAUCGACCUGUUUCCGCGACAAGGUUCGCACCUCAUUUAGAAAAAUGCAUGGGUAUGGGUCGCAACAGUUCCCGUAUUGCAUCACGCCGAAUAGCAUCAAACAGCCGAGAGCCUACAUCAUAUGCUGGACUCCUGAGUGAUGAUGAAGAUGAUGCGGACUGGGCUGGUGGCUCACUACACACUGAAAGAAGAAAGCGUAGGAUCAAGAACAACAAUAGUAGAAAACCAGCAAAAGUUCACAAAAAUAACAGUAGCAGAACCAACAAUGGUACCACAAACUGUGAUUCCAACGACGGUGGUGCAACCUAUGAAACAAUGUCAGCUAACGAGAAGAAAAAUCUCCUACUUCAGAUAUGCGGUGUUGUUUCCGAACAUACAAAGAAACUGUGUACCAGGUCGACACGUUGCCCACAACACACAGAGGAACAACGACGAGCUUUACGCAACAGCGUUCUGGAACCUUCCACACCGGAGUCACAAACUAUGGGAUUGACAGCUGAUGAUGCAGGUUCCCCUCCAGACUCUAGCCCAUCUUCUUCUUGUUCCUCGUCUAGCCGUAAGCGUGACAGGCACCGCGCGCCGCCUAAACUCAAAGGUAAGCGCGAAAGGAAUAUAUCACCUAAUAGCAGGGAUUAAAGUCCACAAUGCUUUGUACUGACAAAGGGACGUGCAGGUAAAAUGGUAUAUCAUUUUGAAAGUUUAUUAUAUUUCAAAAAUUUUGUCAUACAUAUGUUCAACAUACAACAUAUAACCCGCACUUGUACAGCGUGGUUGACUAUGGCCUAGUCUCCCCUAACUUAG